Molecule: messenger RNA, 342 nt
Organism: Helobdella robusta
Lineage: Eukaryota; Metazoa; Annelida; Clitellata; Rhynchobdellida; Glossiphoniidae
Exons: 3
Biological process (GO): establishment or maintenance of epithelial cell apical/basal polarity; heterophilic cell-cell adhesion
Cellular component (GO): plasma membrane; protein-containing complex
Molecular function (GO): calcium ion binding
Source: RefSeq, a predicted model, not a curated record
GAAACAGGAAAAACGUUCUGCCAAAAUAAAGUUUGUAUGAACAAUGGAUACUGUGGUUACGAUUACCUGACUUAUUAUUGCGGCUGCACCGGUGGCUUUGGUUCUUUUGAUUGUAGAUCAACGCAAAAUGACUGCUCGUCAAGCAGAUGUCGAGAUGGAAGUACAUGUGUUGACAAAAUUAAUGGUUUCGAAUGUAUCUGCGCUCCAACCCAAAGUGGAGAAUUUUGCGAUAAAAAGUUUGAUCCAUGCUUGAGCAACAGGUGCGAUUCAGGGUCAACCUGCGUUUCUCACGGUAAAUCGUACGACUGCAUAUGUCCACCUGGAAAAACUGGCCCUUUUUGU